CCUCCUGCUCCGCUCCACGACACCGUCACUCCCUCCUCACGCCUCGCACCCUCGGCGCCCGCCAUGCGUCUGUCGUCGCUCCUCCUCGUGCCGGCGUUGGUGUGUGCCGUGCUGGCGCAACAGCAGCCUGGUCCGAGCAGCAGCAGCAGUGCGCCCGCCUCGCCGAGCGCCUCUGCCUUGGCCUCUGCCUCGCAGGCCGAGUCGGCCGCAGGCAGUGCCGUUGUGGCCACGAGCAUCUUCACGACGACGCUCUCGCGCGGCCAAGCACGGCCGUCCGAUGCGCCCGCCUCGGGCUCCGUGUACGCCACCUAUGCGCUCUACAUCACCACGCUCUCCGCCUCUUCCAGCAGCAGCAGCAGUGCGAGCGCGUCGUCCGCGGCGGCCUCGGCUGAGCCGACACACACCCACGAUCCAUCCACCGAUGGCCUCCCGCUCGACACGCACAUCGACGGCGCGUUUGGCGUGCUCGGCGUGCUGCUCAUUGCCAGUGGCCUCGCGCUGGCCAUCUUUGGACCGAGCAUCCGCUGGCUGUUCUGCUUCGUCACUGGCGCCUACUGGCUGGCGCUGACGUGCAUCUGCCUCAUCUUCAAGCUCGGCAUCCAGAAGGCCGUCUUCGACCCCACGCCGACGACGCGCGGUCUCUUCCUGCUCGCCGCCGCCGUCGCCGGCAUCCUCGGCGGCAUCCUCUGCAUCUUCUGGUGGACGGGCGCCAGUCUGCUGGCUGCCGCACUCGGCGGUCUCGCGCUCGGUGUCUUUGUACAGGCGUGCAAGGCCGACGGCCUCAUCGGCCCGCUGGGCCUGCGCUGGAUCCUCUACAUCGCCUGCACCGUCGCCUUCGCCUCGUUCUCCUGCUGGCGCCGCGUGCAGACACCCGUGCACAUCGUCUCGGCCGCCUUGGCCGGCAGCACGGCGCUGGUGCUCGGCAUCGACUGCUUUACCACCGCAGGCCUCAAGGAGUUCUACGCCCGCAACAUCCUCGGCAACUGGCUGUUCGAGGACCGCCACGUGCCGACGUUUGCCGACGGCCGCUUCCCGCUCGUCACCGUCAUCCAGAUCGAGCUGGGCGUCAUCGGCGGCUGCACUAUCCUGUCGCUCGCACUGCAGUCCAAGAUGUUCGGCGAGCUGCGCAAGAACCUGCGUGCGCUGCGUUCCGACGACGAGGACCGGCGCACGCAGUCGCGCGCCAAGCGUGCUGCCAAGAGCAUCUUCAAGAAUGCGCAGCGCGACCUGCACGAGUGGGAGGUGCGCCAUGGCUACCGUGCCGCUGGCAGUGAGAUGCGCACCAAGGACACGCCGGACGCCACGCUCGUCUCGCGUCCCAAGACGUUCCAUCGCGACUCGACGAUGAGCCUGCUGCCCAUGCACACGCGCGAGAGCCGCAGUCGCAACGACAGCAUCGCCACGACGUUCCUUGAGAAGCCGUCUGCCGGUGCGCCGUUUGCCGAAGACAUGGGCGUCGCCUUUCCUUCGCCGUCCACGGAGAAUGCUCCGGCAGUCGACCCCAACGCCACGCCCGAGCAGGCGGCACUCAUCGAGGAGAUCGCAGAGAUUCGCCGGUCCAUCACUCUGCUGCGCUCGCGGCCCAACUCGAUGGUCCUCGAUGCUCUGCCCGCUUCUUCGUCGGAGGGCAUGGCGCGCACCGAGUCGACGGCCUCGUCGUCGGAGCGGCAUGCAGGCUCUAAGCCGGCACCUUGGAUCACGUCGGAUCGCUCGCCGCGCGUGCGCACUUUGUCGCGCGGCAUGAGCAUGGAUCUGGCCAGCAUUCCCGACGAGCUGCUGCCGCCGGUGCCUGCAGGCCACGUCGCCGGCGCCGACGCCGCCGAGCCGGCUGCUACCGGUGCUCGUCGCAGCAGCGUCGCUGAGCCCAUGGAGAGCAUGCGGCCCUUCUCGACGCACAGCUCCUCGGGCGCCGCACUGCAGAUGCCUGAAGCCACUGCCACGCCUCCGGCCACCCAUGGUCGCUCGCGCCGUCUCUCGCGCACGCUCUCUGGCGGCAUGCCGCAGAGUCCGCCGCUGGAAGCCUCGUCGCGUCGCGUCAUCGUCGACACGCCCGAGGCAGCAGCCGCUCGCUAUGCCAAGGCACUCAACCGUCGUUCUACGGCCUCGGGGCACGAUGCGCCUCGUCAAUCCGGCGGUGCUGGUGCUGGCCUCACGCUCUCGGAGCUCGAGGAGCGUCAUCGUGCGCAGAUGAGCAAGAUGCAGUCGCCUACGGCCGAGGCGUUCAAGGUCGCGCUUGCAAAGGAGGAGUACGAGAAGCGCAAGGCGGCCGAACGGCGUGCCAUGGAGGCAAAGGAGCGUGCGCGCGCUCAACAGCAGCAGCAGGCCUCGCAGGAGCGUCGCCAGUCCUCGACGCCCGGCCAGCCAAGUGCCGUCCCUGCGCACGAGAGCGGCAUGCCGCACUCGCGCUCGCGCAGUCUGAGCAUCGACAUGCUCAAGAAUAGCGAGCGCGACACCUCGGUGGGCCAGAAGCGCGCCAGCGGCGCCAUGCGUGCAGCGCAAUGGCGCAACAGCCUGGUCGAGAUGCCUGCGCCGCCUGCCAUGGCUCGCGAUGGCUCUCGCUCGCCCGUCACCGGCAGCGGCAGCAUGGGCCGUCGCGGCUCCAACAGCACGACGCAGAUGGCGGGCAGUGCCAGCUACUUUGCCAUGCCGCAGCCGGCCAGCAUGGGUCGCUCCUACUCGACGUCGCCCGGCGGUCUGCACGGCGCCAACGAGCUGCAGCGCGUCUUUGAGCACGCCGCCGAGCCGACGGUGCAGCAGCGCACCUCGCCCACGAGUCCGCGCAAGCCCUUGACGGAAGCCGACCGCCGUCGCAUCUCGGAGGGUGCGCUCGGCCCGCGCGCUUCGCUUGUGCACCAGCAGGCUUCGCCAGGCGGACUGCUGCGCUUCGAUCCCGUGGCUGCUCAGGCUUGGGAGCAGCACAUUGCGUUGCAGCAACAGCAGCAGCAGAAGAAGGGCACAUCGCCUGCCAGCCCUCGCCAAGGUCGUCCUGCGUCGGGCUACUUCGCCUAGCCCCUCCGUCCAGCUUCGCUCUCGCAGCCCACAUCACACACGUUCACACUCUACUCCACUCUACACCUCGACUUUCUGCUGCAUCAAGACCUACUGACUCCCGCUCUACAUCAUUACAUUACCAGACACCUGCCCACACACAUCAAUCGUCCCUUGCUGCUGCUGCUCCCCGUCCCUGCCUCCCUGCAGACUCUCUCUGGUCAUUCUCUCGCUUUCCCCGCCCUCGCUACACCUCUAUCUGCUGCUACUCGCGCAAUUCAGAUCUGCUUGAGGCGCA
Tilletiopsis washingtonensis is the source of this 3286-nucleotide messenger RNA. RefSeq lists its product as hypothetical. Lineage: Eukaryota; Fungi; Basidiomycota; Exobasidiomycetes; Entylomatales. The record is from RefSeq and is a predicted model, not a curated record. The transcript has 2 exons. Bases 64 to 3009 code for a protein of 981 amino acids.